AUGUCUGCCUGUGCACGGGCGAAAAGGGCCAUUCUUGACGCCGAGGAGCCAAAUCACGACACGGACCGGCCCUUCUAUCCUCACGACAAGUUGGGGGAAAUCUUAACCAGGGACCUAGUUGCCCAAGUCCUCGACUGUCCUUGUAGAAAUUGUCGGCAGUACAGGGAAGACCUCAAACUGGUCGGCCAACCUUCUGAUUGGAUCGAUAUAAUUCUCGAUGACGCUAUAUCGCUUUUCGCUCUGUUAAUAUUUAUCGAUGCGGCUCCAUUUGUAGCCUGCUUUCUGACCCGGCAAGUGAAUGACCAAAACAUCAGGGGCGUCGCGGAAAGUUUCAGUAACAAUAUCGGAGAGCAUUACUGGGGUCGUUUUCAUAAACAUAGGGGGGGCGACUCGAGGGUUGUAGCAGGGCAAUUUCGACGUAACUUGUUUCAGUUCGCCGUCCCUACUUUGACCAGUCGAAAUUAUCACACCUUUGAGGCAAAGACAAUAUUGCCUUUUGUCGAGCAGGAGCGGUUAGGCAGAACUGAAGAGGAUGGUAGUGUGGUGAAUGAGGGAGCCCAUGGCACAGUCUACGCCUUCAAGAUCUGGCCAGCUUACAAUGCACUUCCUAACUCUGAAGGUAUUGAAUGGUUCGUCCGGAAGGAAUUGGACGUGCCAACGCGACUAUUCGAUAUGGAGAGGAGAAACUUGGAGAUGGCGAACAGGCUUCAAGAUCCUCAUAUUGUCAGAAUCAUUAAGACCUACAAGCAUGGCAGCAAGUACAACAUAAUCUUCCCUCGCUCAAGGACAAAUCUUCGCGGUUACCUCCGAGAAGACAAGUUUGUGAACCCAAUAAGCCCGUUAGAGGCGAAUCCAAUCUGGCAGCAGGUUCUUGGGGUGGCCAGGGCCUUGGACCGUAUCAUUAAUUAUGACAUGGAUACAGGAUCUACCGACGAACUGGGAUACUACGGUUUUCACUUUGAUUUAAAGCCGGAAAAUAUCCUGGUGGAAAACGAUGACACUCUACUCAUUUCAGACUUUGGCCAAGCCACCUUCGUUAAACGUGGUGGCUCCUCACGAGUGAUCGGCCAUGGAGGCACUGAUACCUAUGCUCCACCAGAGAUCGAUAAUCUGAACGAGCGCCAGACUAGAAAAUAUGAUAUUUGGUCCCUUGGAUGUGUGUUAAUCGAGAUUGUGACCGUCAUUGUCCGAGGCUCUCGCGAUCUUGAUGAAUUUGAGAGACUCAGAGUGACUUCGGCAGCCAAUAUGACCGAUGAUCGGUUUUUUGAGACUGAUCCAACGUUCAUCGGCCCGGGAAGAAAAUAUAGGGUUAAAAAAGUCAUUUUGGAUUGGAUUCAGGAUCUGCCGAUGAAAGUCACGUCCCAGACGAGCAAAAAUUUCUUGGACGAAAUUGUCCAUCUUAUUAAGCACAUGCUCGCCGUUGAUGCCAGUGAUAGAGCACCGUCUGAUGAGGUUGUCCGGCACCUAGACGAUAUCCUUCGACAACACCAAAAAAGAAAUGACAUUCAGCCUGAAUUGAUACAGGCAAAGGAUGGGGAGUCAACCGUUGGUGAAACAAAGCUUGGCGAAAUCAAAUACGCUUUUAAAAUGGGGGACCCAGCUGAAUUGUGGUUCAAGGGUGUUACCACUAGCAGCGCUUAUUCCUUUGACGAUGAUAAGUUCUUGUUUCACACACCUCAGGAUGCGCAUAUUAUGCAGUCUGUUCUUACCGGGCAACACGUCAAACUAAGUUAUCAGGUUGAGAAGGUGGACUACAAGACUCAUGAUCGCCUUAGGAAAGCAAUUCGACAUUUUCCCAUCUCAAUCAAAAGUAACAACAAGCUAGAUGGAAUCGAAGAAGCCUGCGUCAUACAAUUGUGGAUAGAAACGAAUUAUACAGACCAGAGGCUAGACAGACAAUUGAACCGCGUUGAGCUAGAAGGGCACCCUCCACGGGGAUUGUCUCAGCCGAAAGAUGUACCUUUGGGUCGAGCGGCCAUCUUUCACUAUAACAGAAUUGUCGUUGUUCCCUUCGCCCUGAACUGGACAACCUGGGUAGACAGUAAUGUCACGGAUUCGAAAAUUUUGUACCUCAAGCCUAGGGAUCCACGAAUAGAUCCCUACUUCAGCGCAGCAACUCUCAAAUCCAGCAAUGACGAAUACCCUGAGAAUCAUUGCCAUCCGGGUAUUCCGCUCGACAUGGCCCUGUUGAGAGAGCAAGAGGAGACAAAUCGAUUUGAGUGCUCAAAGAUCACUAUUCAUUUUAAGGUCCUGCAAGGUACGCUUAUAGAAAUACCUCUUGGGUUCCAACGAACUACUGAAAAAGCGAGACACUAA
Molecule: messenger RNA, 2316 nt
Organism: Talaromyces rugulosus
Lineage: Eukaryota; Fungi; Ascomycota; Eurotiomycetes; Eurotiales; Trichocomaceae
Exons: 7
Coding region: 1-2316 (771 amino acids)
Biological process (GO): mitotic DNA damage checkpoint signaling; protein phosphorylation
Cellular component (GO): cytoplasm; nucleus
Molecular function (GO): ATP binding; protein serine/threonine kinase activity
Source: RefSeq, a predicted model, not a curated record